AUGUCUGAAACAGAAGAUUUUGGAACAUCCUUUGAAUUAACAGAAAAUGUCGUUUCUCCUCGUGGCAAUCAACUUAAAUUUCAACAGUCUGAUGUAUCAAGUUCACUCGGAGCGGCUCAGUUAAGAAUUAAGAAACCGCCGUAUCCUCUAAUAAUUCCUAGUACUCAACCCACUGGAAGUCGAAUAAAACUGAAUGCUCCCUCACGAACUACAAAAACUGCUCAAAAGCUGGUUUUACUUCCUGAGGAAACUGAAAUACCACCUGGUGAUCUUUCUGACUAUGCCGAAACCCCAGUCACUCCCUCAGGUCCACAUUUACCAGUUAGUUUUUAUGAUUCUACCGAUGCUGAGAGAAUGCCCAAGGAAAGUAGAGAGAUCAAAAAAUAUCCGAGGGCAACUGCUUAUUGUACGGCUGAAGGUUAUUAUCUUAAAAAAUUGAUGAAUUUUUUGAGUGAUGAACACAAUGUUCAACCAAUAGGUAGAAAUACAAAGAUUUCUUCUUCCACUGCAAUACAAUCGCCUAAUGGUCGUUCAUUUAUGGAGAGUCAGAUAGAAAAUUAUGAAAAUAAUGAAGAUAAUUCUUAUUUUGUAAUGUCUGAAAAUGAAGAUAGUUAUGAUAAUGUUGGAAUAAGUGAAUCUUUACCAAAACCUAUUCAGAAUACUCUUUCAAAUAUUGGUGAAGUUUUCUUUUUUGAUUAUGGUGUAGUUGUAUUUUGGAAUAUGACUGAAGAUCAAGAAAAAAUUAUUCUUGAUGAUAUUGCUAUGUCAAAAGUUUCUGUUCGUUCAUUAAAAGCUGAUGAUAUUGAGUGUGAGACUUUUCAUUUUCAAUAUGACCUUACUUCCACUAGACAACCUAGAAUUUUCAAUGAUAUGAUUACUUUGAAGUCUGAUAAUCAUAUGAUUAAAUUAACUAUCAGUCAUGCUAUGAGUCAGAGUACAAAAUUAACUUUUUAUGAAUGGCAAAUGGAAAGUACAAUCGCAAGAACAAAGCAUAUACCAAAAAUGUUGGCUCAAACUGGGUGUUUGAAUUUGGAUCGAACUCAAAUUACAAAAUUAAGCGGUGAAAUGUUUAAGUUACGAAUGAAUGUUAAUCUAGUGUCUAAUGUUUUAGAUACACCUGAAAUAUUCUGGUCAGAACCGUCUUUGGAACCACUAUAUAGCGCCAUCAGAGCAUAUCUUGAAAUUUCUCAACGUGCCAAUCUUCUUAAUGAUCGAUGUAAAGUCAUUAGUGAUUUGUUAGAUAUGUUGCGUGAAGAUGUUGCGUCAGUAGCUUAUAAACUCUCUUUUCAUACUCAACCCUCAUCAUCAAUAAUUUUGGUACACAAUACAUUACAAAUUCCAGCAUUAAUGGCGGCAACAAUUCACUUAACCACACAACAGCAAAAUUCUACACAUCCUCAGCAUGUCCAAUUGCAGUCUGCAAGAGGCCGUCCAGUUUCUACUCCUGUUCCAAUGAAUUAUCCUCGAUAUCCUGAAAUACCUCACCCUCCACCACAAGUAACUCAAAGCUCCGCACGAAGGGGCAAUAUGUUUGGCCCAUAUCUACUGUUACAAACUUUGGGCGAAGGUGAAUUCGGCAAAGUUAAACUUGGUAUGCAUGUGGACACUGGCGAAGAGGUUGCAAUCAAGCUCAUACGUAAAGAAUCGGUGGAUACCCCAUCUAGACUUACAAAAAUUGAAAGAGAAAUAGGAGUAUUACGGAGUGUAAUGCAUCCGAAUAUUGUAAAAUUAUAUGACGUGUUCGAAGCAGAUCGGUAUAUUGGCAUUAUUAUGGAAUACGCCUCAGGUGGUGAAUUAUUUGAUCAUAUAUUAGCACAUCGAUACCUCAAAGAACGAGAUGCUUGUCGAUUGUUUGCACAACUCAUUAGUGGAGUGAAUUAUUUGCAUCAAAAAAAUAUCGUACAUCGAGAUCUUAAACUAGAAAAUCUCUUACUAGAUCGUAAUAGAAAUAUUAUAAUUACCGAUUUUGGAUUUGCAAACCAAUUCAAUGGUGCUCAUGACGAUUUAAUGGCUACAUCUUGUGGUAGUCCUUGUUAUGCUGCACCAGAAUUGGUAAUCAGCGAAGGAUUAUAUGUUGGAAGUGCUGUGGAUAUCUGGAGUUGUGGUGUUAUUCUAUACGCCAUGUUAUCAGGAUAUCUUCCUUUCGAUGAUGACCCUUCAAACCCCGAUGGUGAUAAUAUCAACUUAUUGUACAAAUACAUUAUUAAUACUCCGUUGGUAUUUCCUGAAUAUGUAAGCCCUGAUGCUAGAGAUUUACUUAGAAAAAUGCUUGUUCCUGAUCCGGCAAAGAGAUGUGAUAUGAAGACUAUAAUGUCUCACAGAUGGUUGAUGCCAUAUUCAUCACUAUUUGAAUAUUCCACCCAAGAACUGGAGGAGGCUGCAACUCAGAUGAAUUCAUUAGCAUCACAAGAUGCGUAUAUCCCAUCCGGAGUUUCAAUUUCAACCAAUUUCUUAAGCGCUGAUUAUGUUGUGGAACAACCUAGUAGUGAUGCUUCCGGUAAUAUUACCGUUAAACGUCAUACCAUCCAAGUAGAAUAUGAUUACCCUGAUAAUAAUGCUGAAGGAUACGCCGACUAUCCUGAUGAAGAUUUCCAAUUUGUCGAUGGAACUCGUCUUGGCUCGACUAUUGUACCUGUAGCAACAUCAGAUAUGAUAUUAGCUGAAGAACAGGAAGAGAUAUUAGCAAAUGAUUAUGACACUUCCAAAAAUGAUGCAUCACAAAAUCUUUUGACGGCUACUCCAUAUUCUAAAUCUGAGAAACAUUUUAGUAUAGCAUCAAAUGGAUCUGGUAAUUCGGAUAAAAGUAGUGGACCAGGAAGUACUCCACCAGGAACUCCAUCAACAACAACAACAAAAAAUUCUGCAAAUGCUGGAACUGGCUUGUUCACUUUGUUUGAAAGUGAUUCCAAUAGUAUAAAUAAAUUCAAAGAUAAAACUCCACAAAUUAAUAAUGUAAAUAGUAAUCUUGUUCUACCACCUCCAAAUGACAAUUUCCAACCAGAUUUACAAAAGAGCACAUCUCAAACACCCAAAAAGAGGGAUGCACCACGCACUAGGCCCGUAACUGUACAUGGUCCUCCAUCGGGGUCUCAAGACUUUUUAUCAAUGGUACCAGGGUAUAAACCAACUUCUACAAAUACAUCUUUGAGCGUCACGGCUUCAUCACAACAUAAUAAUGAUAAUUCACUACAACCAAAACUUCCUCCCUCAACUACACCGCCUACUAUGCCUUUACCUGCUAUUCCGGAUCGUCAGGAUUCAUUAUCACCUGUAAACCAAAAGAGACACAAAAAGGCUUCUUCAUCUGAAAGAGUUAAUCAUUAUACAGGAAAUAAUAAAUUACCAAUAGAAAAGGAUUCUUCGAUUACAAAUAAAAUUAACAAUUCUGAUUCAACUAGCCUUAUGGAUGAUGGUAGUGAUUCUAGGAGUAAGAUAGGUGGCAAAAGGAAAGCUUUGAGUCUUAUGGUUGAAACAUUUAAAGGACCGAAUAGUCAUUCUGCGCAUAGCGUUGUUUCAAGCAAUAAUACAUCAACAAAAGAUAAGAGAAAAACUCUUGGUAGUGGUAUUUCUUCUAGUAGUUCGAGCGCUGCUAAGAAAGUUAUGGAUUGGUUUAGAAGAAAAUCUUUGGCAAAGGAUCCUACAACUGCGCCGCUUAUUCCUACAGGAACGACAAAUGGCGGCGUUUCCGCCAAUCGUACCAAGAGCAAAACCAAGAGACAAAAAAAUAAUCCCGCAUUGGUUGUCACACAACCUAAUAGUAGUGCAAAUUCUCCUUCGUCAUCACGCCAAUCCACAAUGACUUCAGUUUCUAAUGUGGACACUAAACUUCGUAUACAUCAUGGUGUUGUCGAUAAUCUAGCUUUGACUGAACGACCUCCAUAUGAAAUUUUCAUAGUGAUUAAACAAGCCCUAGUUAGUAUGGGUAUAGAAAUAAAACGCGAAGGAGAAUUCAAAGUUAGAUGCGUGAGGCGCAAGAGAAAGGUUGAUAACAAAUCUUCUGCUAAAGAUAAGUCUCUAAAAACUCUAAAAAACAAGGACACUUUAACGUCGGAAGCUUCUGAAAAUGUAUUAGAUAUUGAAAAGAAACGCAGAAAAUAUUCUAGUGGACCAUUUAAAACAUUGUUGCGCCGUACAAGUUCAAACAAUACCAGUCAAUUAUUAUCUACAUCAUUAUCAAUCAAUCAUAAAUCAAAUAGAUCAGACGAGUCGGCACCUGCUUCUGCACCAACUAGUCCGACAAUAGGUCCGAUUAUGACACUUACGGGUCCAACAGAUGGUCCUACCUCAACCUUAGUUCCAGAAGUAUUAUAUGGUGAUCCAACGACAGAUUCAGGUGAUGAAAUAAGAUUUGUGGUAGAAUUAUGUCGCAUUAAGAACCUUCCUGGAUUAUACAUUGUGGAUAUCAAAAGAAUGAAGGGUAAUCUUUGGGCAUACAAAUUUUUGUAUCAUACGCUUCUCGAUAAAUUGGACUUAAAGGGCAAAGGAGGCUACUUAACUAUUGGAACAAGUGGUGGAAUAAUUCCAUGA
This is a messenger RNA of Dentiscutata erythropus, 4527 nucleotides long. The record is from the annotation of a GenBank genome assembly. NCBI's taxonomy places the organism in Eukaryota, Fungi, Glomeromycota, Glomeromycetes, Diversisporales, Gigasporaceae.